Protopterus annectens (West African lungfish) is the source of this 45394-nucleotide messenger RNA. Its product is annotated as mucin-16-like. The coding region runs from base 144 to 44708 and encodes 14854 amino acids. Lineage: Eukaryota; Metazoa; Chordata; Ceratodontiformes; Protopteridae. The transcript has 73 exons. The record is from RefSeq and is a predicted model, not a curated record.
AACCAACCUCAGAGGUAUUGACUUCUCCCAAGGAAACAACAGGUAUUACAAGUGAAAUAACAGCAGCGUCUCUAGCAUUGUCUAGUAGACAGCAAGAGAUAACAUCAGCAUCAGGAGUGACGUCUAUUGUUCCAUCAAGUACAAUGGAAGAAACUUCUAGUCUGACUAGCACACCAGCAGGAAUAACAGCAUUGGUAACAGCUACACCAGAAACAAGUAGCCGUGUACUGUUACCAUCAACACAGGAAACAAGCAUACUCACAACAUCCCCAUCAGGAAGUACUACAGUUACUCCAGCCUUAACAAGCAUAGUAGUAGAGAGUACAACUUCAGCUGUAACAAGUGAAGGAACAAGUGUAAGUACAUCUGGUAUAACAAGCAGAGUACAGUCAGAAACCACUUCAGUUAUUUCAUCAGAAGGGACUUCUUCAAGUGAGAAGACAUCAGCUCUGUCAACUGAAACCCAAGAACCAAUCACAGUAGCAUCAGCACUCACCAAAGAAAUGACAGCAAUUACAGCUGAAACAACAGCAGCAGUUUCAACAAUGUCCAGUACAGAGAAAAGGACUACAUUAGCAUCAGCAGUGACAUCUAAUGUUCCACCAAGCACAUCACAAGAAACAUCUGUUCUGAUUACCACACCAGUAGAAGUAACUCCAACAUUCCUAUCUCCUACUGUAGAAGUCUCUAGCACAAUAACAGGAACAACACUCUUAUCAGAAGAAACUUCUGCCCCUUCCACUGUAACUUUAGCAACCAGAUUAACAGAGAGUCUGACACCUGUGGCAACAAGUGAACUGGUCACAAGCACAUCUGUUAUAACAAGCGGAGCACAGUCAACAAGAAUUACCCAGAUGUCAACAGAAACAAUGUCAACAAGUGAGAAGACAUCUGUUUUCUCAACUACAGCUAAGGAACCAACCUCAGAGGCAUUGACUUCUCCCAAAGAAACAACAGGUAUUACAAGUGAAAUAACAGCAGCAUCUCUAGCAUUGUCUAGUAGACAGCAAGAGAUAACAUCAGCAUCAGGAGUAACGUCUAUUCUUCUAUCAAGUACACUGGAAGAAACUUCUAGUCUGACUAGCACACCAGCAGGAAUAACAACAUCAGUAACAGCCACUCCAGAAACAAGUAACAGAGUGUUGUUGCCAACAACAGAGGAAGCAAGCAUACUCACAACAUCCCCAUCACAGACUACUACAGUUACUCCAGCCUUAACAAGCACAGUAGCAGAGAGUACAAGGUCGGCUGUAACAAGUGAGGGAACAAGUGUAAGUACAUCUGGUGUAACAAGCAGAGUUCAGUCAGAAACCAUUUCAGUUAUUUCAUCAGCAGGAAUGGCAUCAAGUGAAAAGACAGCUUCUGUGUUAACCACAACCCAAGAACUAACCACAGUAGCAUCAAUAUCCACCAAAGAAGCCUCAAGUGAAGCAACAACAGCAGCAAUUUCAACACUGUCCAGUACAGAGAAAGGGACUACAUUAGUAUCAGCAGUAACAUCUAAUGUUCCAUCAAGCACAUCACAAGAAACAUCUGCUCUGAUUACCACACCAGCAAAAGUAACUCCAACAUCCCUAUCUCCUACUGCAGAAGUCUCUAGCACAAUAAUAGGAACAACACUCUUAUCAGAAGAAACUUCUGCCCCUUCCACUGUAACCUUAGAAAACAGAGUAACAGAGAUUCUGACUCCUGCGGCAACAAGUGAACUGGUCACAAGCACAUCUGUUAUAACAAGCGGAGCACAGUCAACAAGUAUUACCCAAAUGUCAUCAGAAACAAUGUCAACAAGUGAGAAGACAUCUGUUUUCUCAACCACAGCUAAGGAACCAACCUCAGAGGUAUUGACUUCUCCCAAGGAAACAACAGGUAUUACAAGUGAAAUAACAGCAGCGUCUCUAGCAUUGUCUAGUAGAGAGCAAGAGAUAACAUCAGCAUCAGGAGUGACGUCUAUUGUUCCAUCAAGUACAAUGGAAGAAACUUCUAGUCUGACUAGCACACCAGCAGGAAUAACAGCAUCGGUAACAGCUACACCAGAAACAAGUAGCAGUGUACUGUUACCAUCAACACAGGAAACAAGCAUACUCACAUCAUCCCCAUCACAAACUACUACAGUUACUCCAGCCUUAACAAGCACAGUAGCAGAGAGUACAACUUCAGCUGUAACAAUUGAAGGAACAAGUGUAAGUACAUCUGGUAUAACAAGCAGAGUACAGUCAGAAACCACUUCAGUUAUUUCAUCAGAAGGGACUUCUUCAAGUGAGAAGACAUCAGCUCUGUCAACUGAAACCCAAGAACCAAUCACAGUAGCAUCAGCACUCACCAAAGAAAUGACAGCAAUUACAGCUGAAACAACAGCAGCAGUUUCAACAAUGUCCAGUACAGAGAAAAGGACUACAUUAGCAUCAGCAGUGACAUCUAAUGUUCCACCAAGCACAUCACAAGAAACAUCUGUUCUGAUUACCACACCAGUAGAAGUAACUCCAACAUUCCUAUCUCCUACUGUAGAAGUCUCUAGCACAAUAACAGGAACAACACUCUUAUCAGAAGAAACUUCUGCCCCUUCCACUGUAACUUUAGCAAACAGAGUAACAGAGAGUCUGACACCUGUGGCAACAAGUGAACUGGUCACAAGCACAUCUGUUAUAACAAGCAGAGCACAGCCAGCAAGUAUUACCCAGAUGUCAACAGAAACAAUGUCAACAAGUGAGAAGACAUCUGUUUUCUCAACUACAGCUAAGGAACCAACCUCAGAGGCAUUGACUUCUCCCAAAGAAACAACAGGUAUUACAACUGAAAUAACAGCAGCGUCUCUAGCAUUGUCUAGUAGACAGCAAGAGAUAACAUCAGCAUCAGGAGUAACGUCUAUUGUUCUAUCAAGUACACUGGAAGAAACUUCUAGUCUGACUAGCACACCAGCAGGAAUAACAACAUCAGUAACAGCCACUCCAGAAACAAGUAACAGAGUGUUGUUGCCAACAACAGAGGAAACAAGCAUACUCACAACAUCCCCAUCACAGACUACUACAGUUACUCCAGCCUUAACAAGCACAGUAGCAGAGAGUACAAUGUCGGCUGUAACAAGUGAGGGAACAAGUGUAAGUACAUCUGGUGUAACAAGCAGAGUACAGUCAGAAACCAUUUCAGUUAUUUCAUCAGCAGGAAUGGCAUCAAGUGAAAAGACAGCUUCUGUGUUAACCACAACCCAAGAACCAACCACAGUAGCAUCAAUAUCCACCAAAGAAGCCUCAAGUGAAGCAACAACAGCAGCAAUUUCAACACUGUCCAGUACAGAGAAAGGGACUACAUUAGUAUCAGCAGUAACAUCUAAUGUUCCAUCAAGCACAUCACAAGAAACAUCUGCUCUGAUUACCACACCAGCAAAAGUAACUCCAACAUCCCUAUCUCCUACUGCAGAAGUCUCUAGCCCAAUAAUAGGAACAACACUCUUAUCAGAAGAAACUUCUUCCCCUUCCACUGUAACCUUAGCAAACAGAGUAACAGAGAGUCUGACUCCUGCGGCAACAAGUGAACUGGUCACAAGCACGUCUGUUAUAACAAGCAGAGCACAGUCAACAAGUAUUACCCAAAUGUCAUCAGAAACAAUGUCAACAAGUGAGAAGACAUCUGUUUUCUCAACCACAGCUAAGGAACCAACCUCAGAGGUAUUGACUUCCCCCAAGGAAACAACAGGUAUUACAAGUGAAAUAACAGCAGCGUCUCUAGCAUUGUCUAGUAGACAGCAAGAGAUAACAUCAGCAUCAGGAGUGACGUCUAUUGUUCCAUCAAGUACAAUGGAAGAAACUUCUAGUCUGACUAGCACACCAGCAGGAAUAACAGCAUCGGUAACAGCUACACCAGAAACAAGUAGCAGUGUACUGUUACCAUCAACACAGGAAACAAGCAUACUCACAUCAUCCCAAUCACAAAAUACAACAGUUGCUCCAGCCUUAACUAGCACAGUAGCAGAGAGUACAACUUCAGCUGUAACAAUUGAAGGAACAAGUGUAAGUACAUCUGGUAUAACAAGCAGAGUACAGUCAGAAACCACUUCAGUUAUUUCAUCAGAAGGAACUUUAUCAAGUGAGAAGACAUCUUUUCUGUCAACUACAAGCCAUGAACCAACCAUAGUGGCAUCAACAGCCACCAAGGAGACAACAAUUAUUACAAGUGAAACAACAGCAGGAGUUUCAGCACUAUCUAACAGACAGCAAGAGAUUACAUCAGCAUCAACAGUGACUUCUAAUGUCCCAUCAGGUACAUCUCUGGGAAUUUCCACUGUGACUACCACACCACCAGAAGUGACCACAACAUUAGAGACUCAUCCGCUAGAAACAACAAGCAUAAUAAUAGAAAAAUCAACAUAUGUGACCAGUGAGCUAAUGUCCACAACAGAAAGUACCACAGUGCCUUCAACCACAGAGUUUGAAAGCACCAUGGCAGAGAGUAGUACCUCAGCUGCAGUAAGUGAAGUAGCUACAACAAGUUCAAUUGUAUUAGGAACAACUGUAUACUCAACUGUUCCAUUAGGGGUGACAUCAGUGAUAAGUCUGCCAAGUGGGAAAGUUGUUUCAUCAACUACAAUGCAAGAAGCAAGCACUGUGGUCCCAACAUCAACCAGACAAAUAACUGUGAUAAAAAGUCAAACACCACCUCUUUCAGAAACAAAAGUACAAACACAGACAACCGAGGCCUUGCCAAGUACUUUGCCUCUGACAUCAACCCCUCUGCCAGUUGUAACAGAAGAAAUCAUUGCUCACUCUCAGAUUGCUGUUGGGCAGGGACCAUCCUGGAAUUUAACUACCUUGCCUUCAACCACAAUAACUUCUACACCUGCUGCACCAGUGAUAUCUACUGUUUUAUCAAGAACAUCACAAGAAACUUCCUCUCUGGCAAAGACAUCAACAGAAUUACCUACAACUUCAGUAAAUUUUACUCCAAAAACACCUACCAAACUUAUGCUAACAUCAGGACAGGAAGAAGGUAUAUCAACAACACCCACAUUAGAACUGAGUACAGUGCCUCUGACUUCAGCUUUAGAAACAACAAUAGCUGGAAGCAGUCCUUCCACUGCAACAGCUGAACUAGUUAGCCCAAGUACGUCCAGUAUAACAGGUACAACUCAAUCAAGUACUACAGUGAUGUCAACAGAAACAAGUCUGAAGACAUUAGCUCUGUCAACUAAACCCCAAGAACCAACUACAGAAGCAUCAACAUCCACCAAAGAAGCAACAAGCGAAGCAACAAGAACAGCAGUUUCAACAAUGUCCAGUACAGAGAAAGGGACUACAUUAGUAUCAGCAGUGACAUCUAGUGUUCCACCAAGCACAUCACAAGAAACAUCUGUUUUGAUUACCACACCAGCAAAAGUAACUCCAACAUCCCUAUCUCCUACUGCAGAAAGGUCUAGCACUAUAAUAGGAACAACACUCUUAUCAGAAGAAAGCUCUACCUCUUCCACUAUAACUUUAGCAAACAGAGUAACAGAGAGUCUGACUCCUGUGGCAACCAGUGAACUGGUCACAAGCACAUCUGUUAUAACAAGCAGAGCACAGCCAACAAGUAUUACCCAGAUGUCAACAGAAACAAUGUCAACAAGUGAAAAAGCUUCUGUUUUCUCAACCACGGCUAAGGAGCCAACCUCAGAGGCAUUGACUUCUCCCAAGGAAACAACAGGUAUUACAAGUGAAAUAACAGCAGCGUCUCUAGCAUUGUCUAGUAGACAGCAAGAGAUAACAUCAGCAUCAGGAGUGACGUCUAUUGUUCCAUCAAGUACAAUGGAAGAAACUUCUAGUCUGACUAGCACACCAGCAGGAAUAACAGCAUCGGUAACAGCUACACCAGAAACAAGUAGCCGUGUACUGUUACCAUCAACACAGGAAACAAGCAUACUCACAUCAUCCCAAUCACAAAAUACAACAGUUACUCCAGCCUUAACUAGCACAGUAGCAGAGAGUACAACUUCAGCUGUAACAAUUGAAGGAACAAGUGUAAGUACAUCUGGUAUAACAAGCAGAGUACAGUCAGAAACCACUUCAGUUAUUUCAUCAGAAGGGACUUCUUCAAGUGAGAAGACAUCAGCUCUGUCAACUGAAACCCAAGAACCAAUCACAGUAGCAUCAGCACUCACCAAAGAAAUGACAGCAAUUACAGCUGAAACAACAGCAGCAGUUUCAACAAUGUCCAGUACAGAGAAAGGGACUACAUUAGUAUCAGCAGUAACAUCUAAUGUUCCAUCAAGCACAUCACAAGAAACAUCUGUUCUAAUUACCACACCAGUAGAAGUAACUCCAACAUCCCUAUCUCCUACUGCAGAAGUCUCUAGCACAAUAAUAGGAACAACACUCUUAUCAGAAGAAACUUUUGCCCCUUCCACUGUAACUUUAGCAAACAGAGUAACAGAGAGUCUGACACCUGUGGCAACAAGUGAACUGGUCACAAGCACAUCUGUUAUAACAAGCGGAUCCCAGUCAACAAGAAUUAUCCAGAUGUCAACAGAAACAAUGUCAACAAGUGAGAAGACAUCUGUUUUCUCAACCACAGCUAAGGAACCAACCUCAGAGGCAUUGACUUCUCCCAAAGAAACAACAGGUAUUACAAGUGAAAUAACAACAGCGUCUCUAGCAUUGCCUAGUAGACAGCAAGAGAUAACAUCAGCAUCAGGAGUAACGUCUAUUGUUCUAUCAAGUACACCGGAAGAAACUUCUAGUCUGACUAGCACACCAGCAGGAAUAACAACAUCAGUAACAGCCACUCCAGAAACAAGUAACAGAGUGUUGUUGCCAACAACAGAGGAAACAAGCAUACUCACAACAUCCCCAUCACAGACUACUACAGUUACUCCAGCCUUAACAAGCACAGUAGCAGAGAGUACAAUGUCGGCUGUAACAAGUGAGGGAACAAGUGUAAGUACAUCUGGUGUAACAAGCAGAGUACAGUCAGAAACCAUUUCAGUUAUUUCAUCAGCAGGAAUGGCAUCAAGUGAAAAGACAGCUUCUGUGUUAACCACAACCCAAGAACCAACCACAGUAGCAUCAAUAUCCACCAAAGAAGCAUCAAGUGAAGCAACAACAGCAGCAAUUUCAACACUGUCCAGUACAGAGAAAGGGACUACAUUAGUAUCAGAAGUAACAUCUAAUGUUCCAUCAAACACAUCACAAGAAACAUCUGCUCUGAUUACCACACCAGCAAAAGUAACUCCAACAUCCCUAUCUCCAACUGCAGAAGUCUCUAGCACAAUAAUAGGAACAACACUCUUAUCAGAAGAAACUUCUGCCCCUUCCACUGUAACCUUAGCAAACAGAGUAACAGAGAGUCUGACUCCUGCGGCAACAAGUGAACUGGUCACAAGCACAUCUGUUAUAACAAGCGGAGCACAGUCAACAAGUAUUACCCAAAUGUCAUCAGAAACAAUGUCAACAAGUGAGAAGACAUCUGUUUUCUCAACCACAGCUAAGGAACCAACCUCAGAGGUAUUGACUUCUCCCAAGGAAACAACAGGUAUUACAAGUGAAAUAACAGCAGCGUCUCUAGCAUUGUCUAGUAGACAGCAAGAGAUAACAUCAGCAUCAGGAGUGACGUCUAUUGUUCCAUCAAGUACAAUGGAAGAAACUUCUAGUCUGACUAGCACACCAGCAGGAAUAACAGCAUCGGUAACAGCUACACCAGAAACAAGUAGCAGUGUACUGUUACCAUCAACACAGGAAACAAGCAUACUCACAUCAUCCCCAUCACAAACUACUACAGUUACUCCAGCCUUAACAAGCAUAGUAGCAGAGAGUACAACUUCAGCGUUAACAAGUGAAGGAACAAGUGUAAGUACAUUUGGUAUAACAAGCAGAGUACACUCAGAAACCAUUUCAGUUAUUUCAUCAGAAGGAACUUUAUCAAGUGAGAAGACAUCUUUUCUGUCAACUACAAGCCAUGAACCAACCAUAGUGGCAUCAACAGCCACCAAGGAGACAACAAUUAUUACAAGUGAAACAACAGCAGGAGUUUCAGCACUAUCUAACAGACAGCAAGAGAUUACAUCAGCAUCAACAGUGACUUCUAAUGUCCCAUCAGGUACAUCUCUGGGAAUUUCCACUGUGACUACCACACCACCAGAAGUGACCACAACAUUAGAGACUCAUCCGCUAGAAACAACAAGCAUAAUAAUAGAAAAAUCAAAAUAUGUGACCAGUGAGCUAAUGUCCACAACAGAAAGUACCACAGUGCCUUCAACCACAGAGUUUGAAAGCACCAUGGCAGAGAGUAGUACCUCAGCUGCAGUAAGUGAAGCAGCUACCACAAGUUCACUUGUAUUAGGAACAACUGUAUACUCAACUGUUCCAUUAGGGGUGACAUCAGUGAUAAGUCUGCCAAGUGGGAAAGUUGUUUCAUCAACUACAAUGCAAGAAGCAAGCACUGUGGUCCCAACAUCAACCAGACAAACAACUGUGAUAAAAAGUCAAACACCACCACUUUCAGAAACAAAAGUACAAACACAGACAACCGAGGCCUUGCCAAGUACUUUGCCUCUGACAUCAACCCCUCUGCCAGUUGUAACAGAAGAAAUCAUUGCUCACUCUCAGAUUCCUGUUGGGCAGGGACCAUCCUGGAAUUUAACUACCUUGCCUUCAACCACAAUAACUUCUACACCUGCUGCACCAGUGAUAUCUACUGUUUUAUCAAGAACAUCACAAGAAAGUUCCUCUCUGGCAAAGACAUCAGCAGAAUUACCUACAACUUCAGUAAAUUUUACUCCAAAAACACCUACCAAACUUAUGCUAACAUCAGGACAGGAAGAAGUUAUAUCAACAACACCCACAUUAGAACUGAGUACAGUGCCUCUGACUUCAGCUUUAGAAACAACAAUAGCUGGAAGCAGUCCUUCCACUGCAACAGCUGAACUAGUUAGCCCAAGUACGUCCAGUAUAACAGGUACAACUCAAUCAAGUACUACAGUGAUGUCAACAGAAACAAGUCUGAAGACAUUCGCUCUGUCAACUAAACCCCAAGAACCAACUAUAGAAGCAUCAACAUCCACCAAAGAAGCAACAAGCGAAGCAACAAGAACAGCAGUUUCAACAAUGUCCAGUACAGAGAAAGGGACUACAUUAGUAUCAGCAGUGACAUCUAGUGUUCCACCAAGCACAUCACAAGAAACAUCUGUUCUGAUUACCACACCAGCAGAAGUAACUCCAACAUCCCUAUCUCCUACUGCAGAAAGGUCUAGCACAAUAAUAGGAACAACACUCUUAUCAGAAGAAACUUCUGCCCCUUCCACUGUAACCUUAGAAAACAGAGUAACAGAGAGUCUGACUCCUGCGGCAACAAGUGAACUGGUCACAAGCACAUCUGUUAUAACAAGCGGAGCACAGUCAACAAGUAUUACCCAAAUGUCAUCAGAAACAAUGUCAGCAAGUGAGAAGACAUCUGUUUUCUCAACCACAGCUAAGGAACCAACCUCAGAGGUAUUGACUUCCCCCAAGGAAACAACAGGUAUUACAAGUGAAAUAGCAGCGUCUCUAGCAUUGUCUAGUAGACAGCAAGAGAUAACAUCAACAUCAGGAGUGAUGUCUAUUGUUCUAUCAAGUACACUGGAAGAAAUUUCUAGUCUGACUAGCACACCAGCAGGAAUAACAGCAUCGGUAACAGCUACACCAGAAACAAGUAGCCGUGUACUGUUACCAUCAACACAGGAAACAAGCAUACUCACAUCAUCCCAAUCACAAAAUACUACAGUUACUCCAGCCUUAACAAGCACAGUAGCAGAGAGUACAACUUCAGCUGUAACAAGUGAAGGAACAAGUGUAAGUACAUCUGGUAUAACAAGCAGAGUACAGUCAGAAACCACUUCAGUUAUUUCAUCAGAAGGAACUUCUUCAAGUGAGAAGACAUCAGCUCUGUCAACUGAAACCCAAGAACCAAUCACAGUAGCAUCAGCACUCACCAAAGAAAUGACAGCAAUUACAGCUGAAACAACAGCAGCGGUUUCAACACUGUCCAGUAUAGAGAAAAGGACUACAUUAGUAUCAGCAGUGACAUCUAGUGUUCCAUCAAGCACAUCACAAGAAACAUCUGUUCUGAUUACCACACCAGUAGAAGUAACUCCAACAUCCCUAUCUCCUACUGCAGAAGUCUCUAGCACAAUAAUAGGAACAACACUCUUAUCAGAAGAAACUUCUGCCCCUUCCACUGUAACUUUAGCAACCAGAGUAACAGAGAGUCUGACACCUGUGGCAACAAGUGAACUGGUCACAAGCACAUCUGUUAUAACAAGCGGAGCACAGUCUACAAGAAUUACCCAGAUGUCAACAGAAACAAUGUCAACAAGUGAGAAGACAUCUGUUUUCUCAACCACAGCUAAGGAACCAACCUCAGAGGCAUUGACUUCUCCCAAAGAAACAACAGGUAUUACAAGUGAAAUAACAACAGCGUCUCUAGCAUUGUCUAGUAGACAGCAAGAGAUAACAGCAUCAGGAGUGACGUCUAUUGUUCUAUCAAGUACACUGGAAGAAACUUCUAGUCUGACUAGCACACCAGCAGGAAUAACAACAUCAGUAACAGCCACUCCAGAAACAAGUAACAGAGUGUUGUUGCCAACAGAGGAAACAAGCAUACUCACAACAUCCCCAUCACAGACUACUACAGUUACUCCAGCCUUAACAAGCACAGUAGCAGAGAGUACAAGGUCGGCUGUAACAAGUGAGGGAACAAGUGUAAGUACAUCUGGUGUAACAAGCAGAGUACAGUCAGAAACCAUUUCAGUUAUUUCAUCAGCAGGAACGGCAUCAAGUGAAAAGACAGCUUCUGUGUUAACCACAACCCAAGAACCAACCAAAGUAGCAUCCACCCCCACCAAAGAAAUGACAGCAAUUACAGCUGAAAUAACCGCAGCAGUUUCAAUACUGUCCAGUACAGAGAAAAGGACUACAUUAGUAUCAGCAGUAACAUCUAAUGUUCCAUCAAGCACAUCACAAGAAACAUCUGCUCUGAUUACCACACCAGUAGAAGUAACUCCAACAUCCCUAUCUCCUACUGCAGAAGUCUCUAGCCCAAUAAUAGGAACAACACUCUUAUCAGAAGAAACUUCUGCCCCUUCCACUGUAACCUUAGAAAAUAGAGUAACAGAGAGUCUGACUCCUGCGGCAACAAGUGAACUGGUCACAAGCACAUCUGUUAUAACAAGCGGAGCACAGUCAACAAGUAUUACCCAAAUGUCAUCGGAAACAAUGUCAACAAGUGAGAAGACAUCUGUUUUCUCAACCACAGCUAAGGAACCAACCUCAGAGGUAUUGACUUCUCCCAAGGAAACAACAGGUAUUACAAGUGAAAUAACAGCAGCAUCUCUAGCAUUGUCUAGUAGACAGCAAGAGAUAACAUCAGCAUCAGGAGUGACGUCUAUUGUUCCAUCAAGUACAAUGGAAGAAACUUCUAGUCUGACUAGCAUACCAGCAGGAAUAACAGCAUCGGUAACAGCUACACCAGAAACAAGUAGCCGUGUACUGUUACCAUCAACACAGGAAACAAGCAUACUCACAUCAUCCCCAUCACAAACUACUACAGUUACUGCAGCCUUAACAAGCACAGUAGCAGAGAGUACAACUUCAUCUGUAACAAUUGAAGGAACAAGUGUAAGUACAUCUGGUAUAACAAGCAGAGUACACUCAGAAACCAUUUCAGUUAUUUCAUCAGAAGGAACUUUAUCAAGUGAGAAGACAUCUUUUCUGUCAACUACAAGCCAUGAACCAACCAUAGUGGCAUCAACAGCCACCAAGGAGACAACAAUUAUUACAAGUGAAACAACAGCAGGAGUUUCAGCACUAUCUAACAGACAGCAAGAGAUUACAUCAGCAUCAACAGUGACUUCUAAUGUCCCAUCAGGUACAUCUCUGGGAAUUUCCACUGUGACUACCACACCACCAGAAGUGACCACAACAUUAGAGACUCAUCCGCUAGAAACAACAAGCAUAAUAAUAGAAAAAUCAACAUAUGUGACAAGUGAGCUAAUGUCCACAACAGAAAGUACCACAGUGCCUUCAACCACAGAGUUGGAAAGCACCAUGGCAGAGAGUAGUACCUCAGCUGCAGUAAGUGAAGCAGCUACCAAAAGUUCACUUGUAUUAGGAACAACUGUAUACUCAACUGUUCCAUUAGGGGUGACAUCAGUGAUAAGUCUGCCAAGUGGGAAAGUUGUUUCAUCAACUACAAUGCAAGAAGCAAGCACUGUGGUCCCAACAUCAACCAGACAAAUAACUGUGAUAAAAAGCCAAACACCACCACUUUCAGAAACAAAAGUACAAACACAGACAAUCGAGGCCUUGCCAAGUACUUUGCCUCUGACAUCAACCCCUCUGCCAGUUGUAACAGAAGAAAUCAUUGCUCACUCUCAGAUUCCUGUUGGGCAGGGACCAUCCUGGAAUUUAACUACCUUGCCUUCAACCACAAUAACUUCUACACCUGCUGCACCAGUGAUAUCUACUGUUUUAUCAAGAACAUCACAAGAAAGUUCCUCUCUGGCAAAAACAUCAGCAGAAUUACCUACAACUUCAGUAAAUUUUACUCCAAAAACACCUACCAAAAUUAUGCUAACAUCAGGACAGGAAGAAGGUAUAUCAACAACACCCACAUUAGAACUGAGUACAGUGCCUCCAACUUCAGCUUUAGAAACAACAAUAGCUGGAAGCAGUCCUUCCACUGCAACAGCUGAACUAGUUAGCACAAGUACGUCCAGUAUAACAGGUACAACUCAAUCAAGUACUACAGUGAUGUCAACAGAAACAAGUCUGAAGACAUUAGCUCUGUCAACUAAACCCCAAGAACCAACUACAGAAGCAUCAACAUCCACCAAAGAAGCAACAAGCGAAGCAACAAGAACAGCAGUUUCAACAAUGUCCAGUACAGAGAAAGGGACUACAUUAGUAUCAGCAGUGACAUCUAGUGUUCCACCAAGCACAUCACAAGAAACAUCUGUUCUGAUUACCACACCAGCAGAAGUAACUCCAACAUCCCUAUCUCCUACUGCAGAAAGGUCUAGCACUAUAACAGGAACAACACUCUUAUCAAAAGAAACCUCUACCUCUUCCACUAUAACUUUAGCAAACAAAGUAACAGAAAGUCUGACUCCUGUGGCAACCAGUGAACUGGUCACAAGCACAUCUGUUAUAACAAGCAGAGCACAGCCAACAAGUAUUACCCAGAUGUCAACAGAAACAAUGUCAACAAGUGAAAAGGCAUCUGUUUUCUCAACCACGGCUAAAGAGCCAACCUCAGAGGCAUUGACUUCCCCCAAAGAAACAACAGGUAUUACAAGUGAAAUAACAGCAGCGUCUCUAGCAUUGUCUAGUAGACAGCAAGAGAUAACAUCAACAUCAGGAGUGAUGUCUAUUGUUCUAUCAAGUACACUGGAAGAAAUUUCUAGUCUGACUAGCACACCAGCAGGAAUAACAGCAUCGGUAACAGCUACACCAGAAACAAGUAGCAGUGUACUGUUACCAUCAACACAGGAAACAAGCAUACUCACAUCAUCCCAAUCACAAAAUACAACAGUUACUCCAGACUUAACUAGCACAGUAGCAGAGAGUACAACUUCAGCUGUAACAAGUGAAGGAACAAGUGUAAGUACAUCUGGUAUAACAAGCAGAGUACAGUCAGAAACCACUUCAGUUAUUUCAUCAGAAGGGACUUCUUCAAGUGAGAAGACAUCAGCUCUGUCAACUGAAACCCAAGAACCAAUCACAGUAGCAUCAGCACUCACCAAAGAAAUGACAGCAAUUACAGCUGAAACAAUAGCAGCAGUUUCAACAAUGUCCAGUAUAGAGAAAAGGACUACAUUAGUAUCAGCAGUAACAUCUAAUGUUCCAUCAAGCACAUCACAAGAAACAUCUGUUCUGAUUACCACACCAGUAGAAGUAACUCCAACAUCCCUAUCUCCUACUGCAAAAGUCUCUAGCACAAUAAUAGGAACAACACUCUUAUCAGAAGAAACUUCUGCCCCUUCCACUGGAACUUUAGCAAACAGAGUAACAGAGAGUCUGACACCUGUGGCAACAAGUGAACUGGUCACAAGCACAUCUGUUAUAACAAGCGGAUCCCAGUCAACAAGAAUUACCCAGAUGUCAACAGAAACAAUGUCAACAAGUGAGAAGACAUCUGUUUUCUCAACCACAGCUAAGGAACCAACCUCAGAGGCAUUGACUUCUCCCAAAGAAACAACAGGUAUUACAAGUGAAAUAACAACAGCGUCUCUAGCAUUGUCUAGUAAACAGCAAGAGAUAACAUCAGCAUCAGGAGUGACGUCUAUUGUUCUAUCAAGUACACUGGAAGAAACUUCUAGUCUGACUAGCACACCAGCAGGAAUAACAGCAUCGGUAACAGCUACACCAGAAACAAGUAGCAGUGUACUGUUACCAUCAACACAGGAAACAAGCAUACUCACAUCAUCCCAAUCACAAAAUACAACAGUUACUCCAGCCUUAACUAGCACAGUAGCAGAGAGUACAACUUCAGCUGUAACAAUUGAAGGAACAAGUGUAAGUACAUCUGGUAUAACAAGCAGAGUACAGUCAGAAACCACUUCAGUUAUUUCAUCAGAAGGGACUUCUUCAAGUGAGAAGACAUCAGCUCUGUCAACUGAAACCCAAGAACCAAUCACAGUAGCAUCAGCACUCACCAAAGAAAUGACAGCAAUUACAGCUGAAACAACAGCAGCAGUUUCAACACUGUCCAGUAUAGAGAAAAGGACUACAUUAGUAUCAGCAGUAACAUCUAAUGUUCCACCAAGCACAUCACAAGAAACAUCUGUUCUGAUUACCACACCAGUAGAAGUAACUCCAACAUCCCUAUCUCCUACUGCAGAAGUCUCUAGCACAAUAAUAGGAACAACACUCUUAUCAGAAGAAACUUCUGCCCCUUCCACUGUAACUUUAGCAACCAGAGUAACAGAGAGUCUGACACCUGUGGCAACAAGUGAACUGGUCACAAGCACAUCUGUUAUAACAAGCAGAGCACAGUCUACAAGAAUUACCCAGAUGUCAACAGAAACAAUGUCAACAAGUGAGAAGACAUCUGUUUUCUCAACCACAGCUAAGGAACCAACCUCAGAGGCAUUGACUUCUCCCAAAGAAACAACAGGUAUUACAAGUGAAAUAACAACAGCGUCUCUAGCAUUGUCUAGUAGACAGCAAGAGAUAACAGCAUCAGGAGUGACGUCUAUUGUUCUAUCAAGUACACUGGAAGAAACUUCUAGUCUGACUAGCACACCAGCAGGAAUAACAACAUCAGUAACCGCCACUCCAGAAACAAGUAACAGAGUGUUGUUGCCAUCAACAGAGGAAACAAGCAUACUCACAACAUCCCCAUCACAGACUACUACAGUUGCUCCAGCCUUAACAAGCACAGCAGCAGAGAGUACAAUGUCGGCUGUAACAAGUGAGGGAACAAGUGUAAGUACAUCUGGUGUAACAAGCAGAGUACAGUCAGAAACCAUUUCAGUUAUUUCAUUAGCAGGAACGGCAUCAAGUGAAAAGACAGCUUCUGUGUUAACCACAACCCAAGAACCAACCAAAGUAGCAUCCACCCCCACCAAAGAAAUGACAGCAAUUACAGCUGAAAUAACCGCAGCAGUUUCAACACUGUCCAGUACAGAGAAAAGGACUACAUUAGUUUCAGCAGUAACAUCUAAUGUUCCAUCAAGCACAUCACAAGAAACAUCUGCUCUGAUUACCACACCAGUAGAAGUAACUCCAACAUCCCUAUCUCCUACUGCAGAAGUCUCUAGCCCAAUAAUAGGAACAACACUCUUAACAAAAGAAACUUCUGCCCCUUCCACUGUAACCUUAGAAAAUAGAGUAACAGAGAGUCUGACUCCUGCGGCAACAAGUGAACUGGUCACAAGCACAUCUGUUAUAACAAGCGGAGCACAGUCAACAAGUAUUACCCAAAUGUCAUCGGAAACAAUGUCAACAAGUGAGAAGACAUCUGUUUUCUCAACCACAGCUAAGGAACCAACCUCAGAGGUAUUGACUUCUCCCAAGGAAACAACAGGUAUUACAAGUGAAAUAACAGCAGCAUCUCUAGCAUUGUCUAGUAGACAGCAAGAGAUAACAUCAGCAUCAGGAGUGACGUCUAUUGUUCCAUCAAGUACAAUGGAAGAAACUUCUAGUCUGACUAGCACACCAGCAGGAAUAACAGCAUCGGUAACUGCUACACCAGAAACAAGUAGCCGUGUAGUGUUACCAUCAACACAGGAAACAAGCAUACUCACAUCAUCCCAAUCACAAAAUACAACAGUUACUCCAGCCUUAACUAGCACAGUAGCAGGGAGUACAACUUCAGCUGUAACAAUUGAAGGAACAAGUGUAAGUACAUCUGGUAUAACAAGCAGAGUACACUCAGAAACCAUUUCAGUUAUUUCAUCAGAAGGAACUUUAUCAAGUGAGAAGACAUCUUUUCUGUCAACUACAAGCCAUGAACCAACCAUAGUGGCAUCAACAGCCACCAAGGAGACAACAAUUAUUACAAGUGAAACAACAGCAGGAGUUUCAGCACUAUCUAACAGACAGCAAGAGAUUACAUCAGCAUCAACAGUGACUUCUAAUGUCCCAUCAGGUACAUCUCUGGGGAUUUCCACUGUGACUACCACACCACCAGAAGUGACCACAACAUUAGAGACUCAUCCGCUAGAAACAACAAGCAUAAUAAUAGAAAAAUCAACAUAUGUGACAAGUGAGCUAAUGUCCACAACAGAAAGUACCACAGUGCCUUCAACCACAGAGUUUGAAAGCACCAUGGCAGAGAGUAGUACCUCAGCUGCAGUAAGUGAAGCAGCUACCACAAGUUCACUUGUAUUAGGAACAACUGUAUACUCAACUGUUCCAUUAGGGGUGACAUCAGUGAUAAGUCUGCCAAGUGGGAAAGUUGUUUCAUCAACUACAAUGCAAGAAGCAAGCACUGUGGUCCCACCAUCAACCAGACAAACAACUGCGAUAAAAAGUCAAACACCACCACUUUCAGAAACAAAAGUACAUACACAGACAACCGAGGCCUUGCCAAGUACUUUGCCUCUGACAUCAACCCCUCUGCCAGUUGUAACAGAAGAAAUCAUUGCUCACUCUCAGAUUCCUGUUGGGCAGGGACCAUCCUGGAAUUUAACUACCUUGCCUUCAACCACAAUAACUUCUACACCUGCUGCACCAGUGAUAUCUACUGUUUUAUCAAGAACAUCACAAGAAAGUUCCUCUCUGGCAAAAACAUCAGCAGAAUUACCUACAACUUCAGUAAAUUUUACUCCAAAAACACCUACCAAAAUUAUGCUAACAUCAGGACAGGAAGAAGGUAUAUCAACAACACCCACAUUAGAACUGAGUACAGUGCCUCCAACUUCAGCUUUAGAAACAACAAUAGCUGGAAGCAUUCCUUCCACUGCAACAGCUGAACUAGUUAGCCCAAGUAUGUCCAGUAUAACAGGUACAACUCAAUCAAGUACUACAGUGAUGUCAACAGAAACAAGUCUGAAGACAUUAGCUCUGUCAACUAAACCCCAAGAACCAACUACAGAAGCAUCAACAUCCACCAAAGAAGCAACAAGGGAAGCAACAAGAACAGCAGUUUCAACAAUGUCCAGUACAGAGAAAGGGACUACAUUAGUAUCAGCAGUGACAUCUAGUGUUCCACCAAGCACAUCACAAGAAACAUCUGCUCUGAUUACCACACUAGCAGAAGUAACUCCAACAUCCCUAUCUCCUACUGCAGAAAGGUCUAGCACUAUAAUAGGAACAACACUCUUAUCAGAAGAAACUUCUGCCCCUUCCACUGUAACUUUUGCAAACAGAGUAACAGGGAGUCUGACUCCUGUGGCAACCAGUGAACUGGUCACAAGCACAUCUGUUAUAACAAGCAGAGCACAGCCAACAAGUAUUACCCAGAUGUCAACAGAAACAAUGUCAACAAGUGAAAAGGCAUCUGUUUUCUCAACCACAGCUAAGGAGCCAACCUCAGAGGCAUUGACUUCCCCCAAAGAAACAACAGGUAUUACAAGUGAAAUAACAGCAGCGUCUCUAGCAUUGUCUAGUAGACAGCAAGAGAUAACAUCAACAUCAGGAGUGACGUCUAUUGUUCCAUCAAGUACAAUGGAAGAAACUUCUAGUCUGACUAGCACACCAGCAGGAAUAACAACAUCAGUAACAGCCACUCCAGAAACAAGUAACAGAGUGUUGUUGCCAACAACAGAGGAAACAAGCAUACUCACAACAUCCCCAUCACAGACUACUACAGUUACUCCAGCCUUAACAAGCACAGUAGCAGAGAGUACAAUGUCGGCUGUAACAAGUGAGGGAACAAGUGUAAGUACAUCUGGUGUAACAAGCAGAGUACAGUCAGAAACCAUUUCAGUUAUUUCAUCAGCAGGAAUGGCGUCAAGUGAAAAGACAGCUUCUGUGUUAACCACAACCCAAGAACCAACCACAGUAGCAUCAAUAUCCACCAAAGAAGCCUCAAGUGAAGCAACAACAGCAGCAAUUUCAACACUGUCCAGUACAGAGAAAGGGAUUACAUUAGUAUCAGCAGUAACAUCUAAUGUUCCAUCAAGCACAUCACAAGAAACAUCUGCUCUGAUUACCACACCAGCAAAAGUAACUCCAACAUCCCUAUCUCCUACUGCAGAAGUCUCUAGCACAAUAAUAGGAACAACACUCUUAUCAGAAGAAACUUCUGCCCCUUCCACUGUAACCUUAGAAAACAGAGUAACAGAGAGUCUGACUCCUGCGGCAACAAGUGAACUGGUCACAAGCACAUCUGUUAUAACAAGCGGAGCACAGUCAACAAGUAUUACCCAAAUGUCAUCAGAAACAAUGUCAACAAGUGAGAAGACAUCUGUUUUCUCAGCCACGGCUAAGGAACCAACCUCAGAGGUAUUGACUUCUCCCAAAGAAACAACAGGAAUUACAAGUGAAAUAACAGCAGCGUCUCUAGCAUUGUCUAGUAGACAGCAAGAGAUAACAUCAGCAUCAGGAGGGACGUCUAUUCUUCAAUCAAGUACAAUGGAAGAAACUUCUAGUUUGACUAGCACACCAGCAGGAAUAACAGCAUCGGUAACAGCUACACCAGAAACAAGUAGCAGUGUACUGUUACCAUCAACACAGGAAACAAGCAUACUCACAACAUCCCCACCAGGAAGUACUACAGUUACUGCAGCCUUAACAAGCACAGUAGCAGAGAGUACAACUUCAGCUAUAACAAGUGAAGGAACAGGUGUAAGUACAUCUGGUAUAACAAAAAGAGUACAGUCAGAAACCAUAUCAAUGAUGUCAUCAGAGAUGAUGUCAGCAGUGGAGAAAACCUCUCUUUUGUCAAGCGCAAUUCCUGAACCAGCAACAUUAACAUCAAUGUCUACCAGAGAAGCUACUAUACCUUUAAGUGAGUCAGUGGCAACAACUGCAACUGUAUUUACAAGAAAAGAAACAUCUACAUCACCAUUAACAUCUACUUUUCCUUCAAGUACAUCACAGCAAGCUUUUUCUGUGAGAAACACAAUGCCAGAAGAAACCACAUUUGCAUCUCGCUCUGCACACGUAAGCAGCUCAAUAAGUCUGACAUCAAAACAAGAAACAAGAAUGAUGACAUCAUCUGUAUCAGCUCCUACGUUACAAGUGAGUUCUUUGCCAAACUCUUCCACACAAAGUUCAAGUGAAGCAGCUAGUGAAACCACAGUGGCAACUCUGCUUCUGUCCAUGAAUACUCCAACAAGUACUGCUUUAUCCAUGCUCAGCACAUCUGUUACUCCAGCUAUUAAAACAAGUAAUAACAUGAUGUUACCAAGUUCUGUACCAGAAGCAACCACUGGAGAAAGAACUACAUUAGCUGAGGUCACCAGAGUAUCUGUAACUCCCACCAGAGAAAUAAGUCUCACAAAAUCAUCACCAUUCUCAGCAUCUGAAACAGUUAUACAGACAUCUACUGCUCUUCAGGAAAGUACCGCCCUUAAAACUAUUGUACCAACAGAAGGCAUUUUUAAGCCAGUUACCACCAUUUUUAAAUCAUCAGUUACUACAUUACAGAAUCCUACCAGCAUGUCAUCUUCUACAUCACCAGAAACGGGUGAAUCAUUCUCAGUAUCAAAAACAGAACAGACUCCUACCACCACAUCAUCUUCUACAUCUCCAGAAACAAUUGAAACAAUCUCAGUACCAAAAACAGAACAGACUCCUACCACCAUGUCAUCUUCUGCACCACCAGAAACGGGUGAAACAUUCUCAGUAUCAAAAACAGAACAGACUCCUACCACCAUGUCAUCUUCUACAUCUCCAGAAACAAUUGAAACAUUCUCAGUACCAAAAACAGAACAGUAUAUAUUAUCUACAGAAUCAAAAAGUCUUUCCUGGACUACUCCACUGAGCAAAUCUGUAAUAUAUCCUUCAAACACAACACUAGCAGAAAUAACAGAAGUCAUUGCUGCACAAAGCAAUAUUCCUGUUAAUCAGAAUCCAUCUGGAAAUAUUACAGUUUUGCCUUCAACUUCAUCAACCACUGCACAGCUGACAGCAGUGGGAGUCCAGUUAACACAAGCAGCUACACCUGGAAGCACAUAUUCUUCCGGAUUGCCAACAAACGUGUUGCCUGCUGUCACGUCAAUACCAUCUACACAGACAACAACAACAGAAGCCCAAUUAACAUCGACAGGCGAGGGAACAAAUGGUACAACUUAUUUAACAUCAUCAAGAGAAACAAUGUCUACAACUUCAACAUCAGUAGUAUUUACACUUGGAUUAAGUUCUGUAUCAUCUACACCUACAUUAAUGUCUAGCACAUCACCAGUGCAGACAUCAACAUCUGGAGAAACAUCAGUGACCAGUGUGCAAACAGGGGCACCAGUGAUACUGUCAGUGACUACACCAGAAAUGAGCACAAGGCCACAGACAUCAUCACAAGCAGCAACUGUGACAACCACAGAAACCACAAUGCUGACUAUGGCUCUAUCCAGUACUGCACUAGGAACAGCACCACAGGUGAGCACUGCAUCCCAGGUGAAUACAAAAACAACUUUAUCUCCAAGUACGGAAAUGAGCAGCACAAAAAUGGGGACACCAGCCUUUGAAACAACCACAUCCACAACGUCUACAGUAGAAAAUAAUAGCUCAGCACAAAGAAGCACAGCAAAAAGCACUUUGGAAACAAGUAAUCAAGUCACCACUGCAGAGGCAUCUACAGAAGCCACUGUGAUAUCCAUAACACCAGUGAAAGUCACAGUAUUACCAUCAUCGGCUACUGAAACAACAAUACUUGGAAAAGAGACGACAUUAUCCUCCAGUAUUGUACCUGUGUCAACAGCAGUGACAACAUCAGAGUUACCACUUAUAACACAGCACAUCACAGCACAGUCCCAGGUUCCAGCCGGACAAGGACCUUUGUCAAAUGUAACUACCGUAUCAGUGACAGAGCUUCCAAGUUCUACACAGCAGCUUACUAAAAUGCAAGAAAGUAAAUCUGCACCAGCCCUGUCAAUUACAGAGACGAUGAGAUCGUUAACAUCUGCACCUGUAGCAAUUACCACAUCAAGCAUGUCAGGAAAGACAAUUGUGACCCCUGGAGCUGUUACAUUGUCACCUAGUGUGACAACAGCAACAAAUACUCAGCAAACAAUGUCUGCAUUAACCACAACUGCUGCAAUUUCAUCUACAACUCCAGUAGAAACAACAAGAACUGCACUGUUACUUCCUACAGGUGAAGCAUCUUUGGUAUCAGGUCCGCUGACAGAGACAAUAAAGUUAGUACCAUCUACUGCAACACCAGAAACUACAAGUACACCUUCAGUCUCAUCACACGGUACCAGUGAAACAAGCCGGGAAACUUCAAGGACAACUGUGGUUCUGUCUGGCUCUGUUCAAAUAUCUACUCCCUUAGCAAGUACCGAAUCUGCUAUGGUCACUACAGCACCUGUAACACCUAGUACAGAAACACAUAGUACUGUAACUGCAGCGUCUGUCCUUGAGACAUUAAAAUUGACAAGUUCUACAACACAAAGUACAUCUGUGCCUUAUACAAGCAGAGGACAAAGCACACAGCAAAUGCCUAGUUCUGCUUUCCUUACACAGUUACCUGGUACAUCUGCAGUAGGAACAAGCAGCUCUGUGUACCCAGCAUCCCCUGAGAAAGUACUAACAUCAACAGCACAAAGUACUGAGGUUAAACUCAGUGCAGAGACAACAGCUGUUUCCUCCAGUACUGUACCACUGACAACAACACCGCCAACAACACCACUACCACUUGUAACCGAGAACAUCAUAGCACAGUCCCAGAUUCCAGCUGGGCAGGGGCCUUCAUCAAAUUUAACUACCUUAUCAGUGACACAGCUUCCAAGUUCUACAGAACAGCUUACUAAAAUGCAAGAAAGUAAAUCUCCAACAACCUUUUCAGUUACUGAGCUCAUAAUACCUGUAACAUCUGUACCUGUAUCAGUUACCACAUCAAGCAUGUCAACAAUGACAUCAGUGACCCCUGGUGUUGUGACUCUGUCACCUAGUCCACCAGUAACAAGCACUCUGCAAACAAUGUCUACAUUAACAACAACUGUGCCAACUUCAUCUACAACUCCAGUAGAAACAACAAGAACCGCAUUGUUACUUUCUACAGGUGAAGCAUCUUCGGUAUCAGGUCCGCUGACAGAGACAAUAAAGUUAGUACCGUCUACUGCAACACCAGAAACUACAAGUACACCUUCAGUCUCAUCACAUGGUACCAGUGAAACAAGUAGGGAAACUCCAAGGACAACUGGGGCUCUGUCUGGUUCUGUUCAAAUAUCUACUCCAUUAGCAAGUACCGAAUCAGCUAUGGUCACUACAGCACCUGUAACACCUAGUACAGAAAUACAUAGUACUGUAAUUGCAGCAUCUGUCCUUGAGACAUUAAAAUCGACAAGUUAUACAACACAAAGUACCUCUGUGCCUUAUACAAGCAGAGGACAAAGCACACAACAAAUGGCUAGUUCUGCUUUCCUUACACAGUUACCUGGUACAUCUGCAGUAGGAACAAGCAGCUCUGUGUACCCAGCAUCCCCUGAGAAAGUACUAACAUCAACAGCACAAAGUACUGAGGUGAAACUCAGUACGGAGACAACAGCUGUUUCCUCUGGUACUGUACCACUGACAACAACACCACCAAUAACACCACUACCACUUGUAACUGAGAACAUCAUAGCACAGUCCCAGAUUCCAGCCGGGCAGGGACCUUCAUCAAAUUUAACUACCUUACCAGUGACACAGCUUCCAAGUUCUACACAACAGCUUACUAAAAUACAAGAAAGUAAAUCUCCAACAGCCUUGUCAGUUACUGAGCUCAUAAUACCUGUAACAUCUGUACCUGUAUCAGUAACCACAUCAAGCAUGUCAACAAUGACAUCAGUGACCCCUGGUGUUGUGACUCUGUCACCUAGUCCACCAGUAACAAGCACUCUGCAAACAAUGUCUACAUUAACCACAACUGUGCCAACUUCAUCUACAACUCCAGUAGAAACAACAAGAACUGCAUUGUUACUUUCUACAGGUGAAGCAUCUUCGGUAUCAGGUCUGCUGACAGAGGUAAUAAAGUUAGUACCAUCUACUGCAACACCAGAAACUACAAGUACACCUUCAGUCUCAUCACACGGAACCAGGGAAACUCCAAGGACAACUGUGGUUCUGCCUGGUUCUGUUCAAAUAUCUACUCCCUUAGCAAGUACCGAAUCGGCUAUGGUCACUACAGCACCUGUAACACACAGUACAGAAACACAUAGUAGUGUAACUUCAGCAUCUGUCCUUGAGACAUUAAAAUCGACAAGUUCUACAACACAAAGUACCUCUGUGCCUUAUACAAGCAGAGGACAAAGCACACAACAAAUGGCUAGUUCUGCUUUCCUUACACAGUUACCUGGUACAUCUGCAGUAGGAACAAGCAUCUCUGUGUACCCAGCAUCCCCUGAGAAAGUACUAACAUCAACAGCACAAAGUACUGAGGUGAAACUCAGUACAGAGACAACAGCUGUUUCCUCCACUACUGUACCACUGACAACAACACCGCCAACAACACCACUACCACUUGUAACUGAGAACAUCAUAGCACAGUCCCAGAUUCCAGCCGGGCAAGGGCCCUCUUCAAAUUUAACUACCUUAUCUGUGACGCAGCUUCCAAGUUCUACACAACAGCUUACUAAAAUGCAAGAAAGUAAAUCUCCAACAACCCUGUCAGUUACAGAGACCAAGAAACCUGUAACAUCUGUAGCUGUAUCAAUUACCACAUCAAGCACAUCAACAAAGAUAUCAGUGACCCCUGGAGCUGUUACAUUGCCACCAAGUUCAACAACAGCAACAAGCCCUCAGCAAACAAUGUCUGCAUUAACCACAACUGCUGCAACUUCAUCUACAACUCUAGCAGAAACAACAAGCACCACACAAUUACUUCCUACAGGUGAAGCAUCUUCGGUAUCGGGUCUGCUGACAGAGACAAUAGUGUUAGUGCCAUCUACUGCUACACCAGAAUCUACAAGUACAGCUUCAGUCUCAUCACACGGAACCAGGGAAACUUCAAGGACAACUGCGGUUCUGUCUGGUUCUGUUCAAAUAUCUACUCCCUUAGCAAGUACCGAAUCAGCUAUGGUCACUACAGCACCUGUAACACCUAGUACAGAAACACAUAGUACUGCAACUGCAGCGCCCAUCCUUGAGACAUUAAAAUCGACAAGUUCUGCAACACAAAGUACAUCUGUGCCUUAUACAAGCAGAGGGGAGAGCACACAACAAAUGCCUAGUUCUGCUUUCCUUACACAGUUACCUGGUACAUCUGUAGAAAGAACAAGCAGCUCUGUGUACCCAGCAUCUACUGAGAAAGUACUAACAUCAAAAGCACAAAGUACUGAGGUGAAACUCAGUACGGAGGCAACAGCUGUUUCCUCCAGUACUGUACCACUGACAACAACACCACCAACAGCACCACUUUCACUUGUAACUGAGAACAUCAUAGCACAGUCCCAGAUUCCAGCCGGGCAAGGGCCCUCUUCAAAUUUAACUACCUUAUCUGUGACGCAGCUUCCAAGUUCUACACAACAGCUUACUAAAAUGCAAGAAAGUAAAUCUCCAACAACCCUGUCAGUUACAGAGACCAAGAAACCUGUAACAUCUGUAGCUGUAUCAAUUACCACAUCAAGCACAUCAACAAAGACAUCAGUGACCCCUGGAGCUGUUACAUUGUCACCAAGUUCGACAACAGCAACAAGCCCUCAGCAAACAAUGUCUGCAUUAACCACAACUGCUGCAACUUCAUCUACAACUCUAGUAGAAACAACAAGCACCACACUGUUACUUCCUACAGGUGAAGCAUCUUCGGUAUCGGGUCUGCUGACAGAGACAAUAGUGUUAGUGCCAUCUACUGCUACAUCAGAAUCUACAAGUACACCUUCAGUUUCUUCGCGUGGUACUAGUGAAACAAGCAGGGAAACUCUAAGGACAGCUGUGGUUCUUUCUGGUUCUGUUCAAAUAUCUACUCCAUUAGCAAGUACCGAAUUGGCUAUAGUCACUACACCACCUGUAACACCUAGUACAGAAACACAUAGUACUGUAACUGCAGCACCUGUCCUUGAAACUUUAAAAUCAACUUCUACCACACAAAGUACAUCUGUGCCUUUUACAAGCAGAGGACAAAGCACACAACAAAUGUCUAGUUCUGCUUUCCUUACACAGUUACCUGGUACAUCUGCAGUAGGAACAAGCAGCUCUGUGUACCCAGAAUCCACUGAGAAAGUACUAACAUCAACAGCACAAAGUACUGAGGUGAAACUCAGUACGGAGACAACAGCUGUUUCCUCCAGUACUGUACCACUGACAACAACACCACCAACAACACCAUUCCCACUUGUAACUGAGAACAUCAUAGCACAGUCCCAGAUUCCAGCUGGGCAGGGACCUUCAUCAAAUUUAACUACCUUACCAGUGUCACAGCUUCCAAGUUCUACACAACAGCUUACUAAAAUGCAGGAAGGUAACUUUCCAACAUCUCUGGCAGUUACUGAGGCCAAGAAACCUGUAACAUCUGUCGCUGUAGCAAUUACCACAUUAAGCAUGUCAGCAAAAGCUUCAUUGACCCCUGGAGCUGUUACAUUGUCAACUAGUCCGACAAUAGCAACAAGCACUCUGCAAACAAUGUCUGCAUUAAAGACAACUGCUGCAACUUCAUCUACAACUCAAGUAGAAACAACAAGCACCGCUCUGUUACUUUCUACAGGUGAAGCAUCUUCGGUAUCGGGUCCGCUGACAGAGACAACAGUGUUAGUGCCAUCUACUGCUACACCAGAAACUACAACUGCAUCUUCAGUCUCAUCUCAUGGUACUAGUGAAACAAGCUGGGAAACUCCAAGAACAACUGUGGUUCUGUCUGCUUCUGUUCAAAUGACUACCUCCCUAGCAAGUACCGAAUCGGCUAUGGUCACUACAGCACCUGUAACAUCUAGUACAGAAACACAUAGUACUGUAACUGCAGCGCCCGUCCUUGAGACAUUAAAAUCGACAAGUUCUACAACACAAAGUACCUCUGUGCCUUAUACAAGCAGAGAACAAAGCACACAACAAAUGGCUAGUUCUGCUUUCCUUACACAGUUACCUGGUACAUCUGCAGUAGGAACAAGCAGCUCUGUGUACCCAGCAUCCCCUGAGAAAGUACUAACAUCAACAGCACAAAGUACUGAGGUGAAACUCAGUACAGAGACAACAGCUGUUUCCUCUGGUACUGUACCACUGACAACAACACCACUAUCACUUGUAACCGAGAACAUCAUAGCACAGUCCCAGAUUCCAGCCGGGCAGGGACCCUCAUCAAAUUUAACUACCUUACCAGUGACACAGCUUCCAAGUUCUACAGAACAGCUUACUAAAAUCCAAGAAAGUAAAUCUCCAACAACCUUGUCAGUUACUGAGCUCAAAAUACCUGUAACAUCUGUACCUGUAUCAGUUGCCACAUCAAGCAUGUCAACAAAGACAUCAGUGACCCCUGGUGUUGUGACUCUGUCACCUAGUCCAUCAGUAACAAGCACUCUGCAAGCAAUGUCUACAUUAACCACAACUGUGCCAACUUCAUCUACAACUCCAGUAGAAACAACAAGAACCGCAUUGUUACUUUCUACAGGUGAAGCAUCUUCGGUAUCAGGUCCACUGACAGAGACAAUAAAGUUAGUGCCAUCUACUGCAACACUAGAAACUACAAGUACUCCUUCAGUCUCAUCACAUGGUACCAGUGAAACUCCGAGGACAACUGUGGUUCUGUCUGGUUCUGUUCAAAUAUCUACUCCCUUAGCAAGUACCGAAUCGGCUAUGGUCACUACAGCACCUGUAACACCUAGUACAGAAACACAUAGUACUGUAACUUCAGCGCCCGUCCUUGAGACAUUAAAAUCAACAAGUUCUACAACACAAAGUACAUCUGUGCCUUUUACAAGCAGAGGACAAAGCACACAACAAAUGGCUAGUUCUGCUUUCCUUACACAGUUACCUGGUACAUCUGCAGUAGGAACAAGCAGCUCUGUGUACCCAGCAUCCCCUGAGAAAGUACUAACAUCAACAGCACAAAGUACUGAGGUGAAACUCAGUACAGAGACAACAGCUGUUUCCUCCAGUACUGUACCACUGACAACAACACCGCCAACAACACCACUACCAUUUGUAACUGAGAACAUCAUAGCACAGUCGCAGAUUCCAGCCGGGCAAGUGCCCUCUUCAAAUUUAACUACCUUAUCUGUGACGCAGCUUCCAAGUUCUACAGAACAGCUUACUAAAAUGCAGGAAAGUAAAUUUCCAACAACCCUGGCAGUCACUGAGAGCAAAAGACCUCUAACAUCUGUAGGUGUAGCAAUUACCACAUCAAGCACAUCAGCAGAAGCAUCAAUGUCCCCAGGAGCUGUUACAGUGUCACCUAGUGCGACAACAACAACAAGCACUCUGCAAACAUUGUCUGGUUUAACCAGAACUGCAGCAAGUUCAUCUACAACUCCAGUAGAAACAACAAGCACUGCAUUCUUACUUUCCACAGCUACGCCUGGAAGUACAUAUUCCAGAUUGCCAACAAAAGAACUACCAGCUGUCACAUCGAUACCAUCUACACAGACAACAACAACAACCGCGGUCCAAUUAACAUCAACAGGUGAGGGAACAAAUGGCACGGCAUAUUUAUCAUCAUCAACAAGAGAAACAAUAGCUACAACUUCAACAUCAGUAGUAUUUACACUUGGAUUAAGUUCUGUGUCAUCUACACCUCCAUUAAUGUCUAGCACAUCACCAGUGCAGACAUCAACAUCUGGAGAAACUUCAAUGACCAGUGUGCAAACAGGGGCACCAGUGAUACUGUCAGUGACUACACCAGAAAUGAGCACAAGGCCACAGACAUCAUCACAAGCAGCAACUGUGACAACCACAGAAACCAAAAUGCUAACUAUGGCUCUAUCCAGUACUGCACUAGAAACAGCACCACAGGUGAGCACUGCAUCCCAGGUGAAUACAAAAAUAACUUUAUCUCCAAGUACGGAAAUGGGCAGCCCAAAAACAGGGACACCAGCCUUUGAAACAACCACAUCCACAACUUCUACAGUAGAAAAUAAUAGCUCAGCACAAAGAAGCACAGCAAAAAGCACUUUGGAAACAAGUAAUCAAGUCACCACUGCAGAGGCAUCUACAGAAACCACUGUGAUAUCCACAUCACCAGUGAAAGUCACAGUAUUACCAUCAUCGGCUACUGAAACAACAAUACUUGGAAAAGAGAUGACAUUAUCCUCCAGUAUUGUACCUGUGUCAACAGCAGUGACAACAUCAAUGUUACCACUUAUAACAGAGCACAUCACAGCACAGUCCCAGGUUCCAGCUGGACAAGGACCUUUGUCAAACGUAACUACCGUAUCAGUGACAGAGCUUCCAAGUUCUACACAGCAGCUUACUAAAAUGCAAGAAAGUAAAUCUCCAACAGCUCUGUCAGCUACUGAAACCAUGAGACCUAUGACAUCUCUAACUGUCGGAAUUCCCCCAUCAAGCAUGUCACUAAAAACUGUUACACUGUCACCUAGUCUGACAACAACAAGCAUUAUGCAAACAACGCCUGCAUUAACCAGAACUGCAGCAACUUCAUCUACAACCCCAGUAGAAACAACAAGCACUGCAUUCUUACUUUCUACUGGUAAAGCAUCAUCAGUAUCAGGUUUACUGACAGAAACAAUAGUGUUAGAGCCAUCUUCUGCUACAUCAGAAAUUGCAAUUACAACAUUAGUCUCAUCACAAGGCAGAAGUGAAAUAACAAGUACUGAAUCAUCUAAAGUUAGCACAGAACCUGUAACCCCUAGUAUGGAAGCAUACAGGACUUCAAAAGUAUCGCCAGCCCUUGAGACAUUAAAAUCAACAAGUUCUACAACACAGCUUAUUCCUUACACAAGCCUUGCACAAGGAACUCAGCAAACAAUUAGUUCUGCUUUCCUUACGCAGUUACCUGGUACAUCUACAGUAGGAACAAGCAGCUCUGUGUACCCAGCAUCCCCUGAGAAAGUAUUAACAUCAACAGGACAAAGUACUGAGGUGAAACUCAGUACGGAGACAACAGCUGUUUCCUCUCAUACUGUACCACUGACAACAACACCACCAACAACACCAUUGCCACUUGUAACUGAGAACAUCAUAGCACAGUCCCAGAUUCCAGCCGGGCAGGGACCUUCAUCAAAUUUAACUACCUUACCAGUGACACAGCUUCCAAGUUCUACACAACAACUUACUAAAGUGCAGGAAAGUAUAUCUCCAACAACGUUGUCAGUUACUGAGCUCAUAAUACCUGUAACAUCUGUACUUGUAUCAGUUACCACAUCAAGCAUGUCAACAAAGACAUCAGUGACCCCUGGUGUUGUGACUCUGUCACCUAGUCCACCAGUAACAAGCACUCUGCAAACAAUGUCUACAUUAACCACAACUGUGCCAACUUCAUCUACAACUCCAGUAGAAACAACAAGAACCACACUGUUACUUUCUACAGGUGAAGCAUCUUCUGUAUCAGGUCCACUGACAGAGACAAUAAAGUUAGUACCAUCUACUGCAACACCAGAAACUACAAGUACACCUUCAGUCUCAUCACAUGGUACCAGUGAAACAAGUAGGGAAACUCCAAGGACAACUGGGGCUCUGUCUGGUUCUGUUCAAAUAUCUACUCCCUUAGCAAGUACCGAAUCGGCUAUGGUCACUACAGCACCUGUAACACCUAGUACAGAAACACAUAGUACUGUAACUGCAGCGCCCGUCCUUGAGACAUUAAAAUCGACAAGUUCUACAACACAAAGUACAUCUGUGCCUUAUACAAGCAGAGGACAAAGCACACAACAGAUGGCUAGUUCUGCUUUCCUUACACAGUUACCUGGUACAUCUGCAGCAGGAACAAGCAGCUCUGUGUACCCAGCAUCCCCUGAGAAAGUACUAACAUCAACAGCACAAAGUACUGAGGUGAAACUCAGUGCAGAGACAACAGCUGUUUCCUCCAGUUCUGUACCACUGACAACAACACCGCCAACAACACCACUACCACUUGUAACCGAGAACAUCAUAGCACAGUCCCAGAUUCCAGCCGGGCAGGGACCUUCAUCAAAUUUAACUACCUUCCCAGUGACACAGCUUCCAAGUUCUACACAACAGCUUACUAAAGUGCAGGAAAGUAUAUCUCCAACAACGUUGUCAGUUACUGAGCUCAUAAUACCUGUAACAUCUGUACCUGUAUCAGUUACCACAUCAAGCAUGUCAACAAAGACAUCAGUGACCCCUGGUGUUGUGACUCUGUCACCUAGUCCACCAGUAACAAGCACUCUGCAAACAAUGUCUACAUUAACCACAACUGCGCCAACUUCAUCUACAACUCCAGUAGAAACAACAAGAACCGCACUGUUACUUUCUACAGGUGAAGCAUCUUCGGUAUCAGGUCCGCUGACAGAGACAAUAAAGUUAUUACCAUCUACUGCAACACCAGAAACUACAAGUACACCUUCAGUCUCAUCACAUGGUACCAGUGAAACAAGUAGGGAAACUCCAAGGACAACUGGGGCUCUGUCUGGUUCUGUUCAAAUAUCUACUCCCUUAGCAAGUACCGAAUCGGCUAUGGUCACUACAGCACCUGUAACACCUAGUACAGAAACACAUAGUAGUGUAACUUCAGCAUCUGUCCUUGAGACAUUAAAAUCGACAAGUUAUACAACACAAGGUACCUCUGUGCCUUAUACAAGCAGAGGGGAGAGCACACAACAAAUGGCUAGUUCUGCUUUCCUUACACAGUUACCUGGUACAUCUGCAGUAGGAACAAGCAGCUCUGUGUACCCAGCAUCCCCUGAGAAAGUACUAACAUCUACAGGACAAAGUAUUGAGGUGAAACUCAGUACAGAGACAACAGCUGUUUCCUCUGGUACUGUACCACUGACAACAACACCACUACCACUUGUAACCGAGAACAUCAUAGCACAGUCCCAGAUUCCAGCCGGGCAAGGACCUUCGUCAAAUUUAACUACCUUAUCUGUGACGCAGCUUCCAAGUUCUACAGAACAGCUUACUAAAAUGCAGGAAAGUAAAUUUCCAACAACUUUGGCAGUUAGUGAGACAAAGAAACCUGUAACAUCUGUGGCUGUAUCAAUUACCAGAUCAAGCACAUCAACAAAGACAUCAGUGACCCCUGGAGCUGUUACAUUGUCACCAAGUUCGACAACAGCAACAAGCACUCUGCAAACAAUGUCUACAUUAACCACAACUGCUGCAACUUCAUCUACAACUCCAGUAGAAACAACAAGUACCACACUGUUACUUCCUACAGGUGAAGCAUCUUCGGUAUCGGGUCCGCUGACAGAGACAAAAGUGUUAGUGCCAUCUACUGCUAUACCAGAAAGUACAAGUACAUAUUCAGUCUCAUCACAUGGUACCAGUGAAACAAGCAGGGAAUCUCCAAGGACAACUGUGGUUCUAUCUGGUUCUGUACAAACAAUUACUCAAACAAGUACCGAAUCAGCUAACGUCAGCAAAGCACUUGUGAGUCCUAUUACAAAAGAACAUAGCACUGUAACAGUGAUGUCGGCCGUUGAGACAUUAAAAUCGACAAGUUCUACAACACAAAAUACAUCUGUGCCUUAUACAAGCAGAGGGGAGAGCACACAACAAAUGUCUAGCUCUGCUUUCCUUACACAGUUACCUGGUACAUCUGCAGUAGGAACAAGCAGCUCUGUGUACCCAGCAUCCCCUGAGAAAUUACUAACAUCAACAGCACAAAGUACUGAGGUGAAACUCAGUACGGAGACAACAGCUGUUUCCUCUGGUACUGUACCACUGACAACAACACCACCAACAACACCAUUGCCACUUGUAACUGAGAACAUCAUAGCACAGUCCCAGAUUCCAGCCGGGCAGGGACCUUCAUCAAAUUUAACUACCUUACCAGUGACACAGCUUCCAAGUUCUACACAACAACUUACUAAAGUGCAGGAAAGUAUAUCUCCAACAACGUUGUCAGUUACUGAGCUCAUAAUACCUGUAACAUCUGUACUUGUAUCAGUUACCACAUCAAGCAUGUCAACAAAGACAUCAGUGACCCCUGGUGUUGUGACUCUGUCACCUAGUCCACCAGUAACAAGCACUCUGCAAACAAUGUCUACAUUAACCACAACUGUGCCAACUUCAUCUACAACUCCAGUAGAAACAACAAGAACCACAUUGUUACUUUCUACAGGUGAAGCAUCUUCUGUAUCAGGUCCACUGACAGAGACAAUAAAGUUAGUACCAUCUACUACAACACCAGAAACUACAAGUACACCUUCAGUCUCAUCACAUGGUACCAGUGAAACAAGUAGGGAAACUCCAAGGACAACUGGGGCUCUGUCUGGUUCUGUUCAAAUAUCUACUCCCUUAGCAAGUACCGAAUCGGCUAUGGUCACUACAGCACCUGUAACACCUAGUACAGAAACACAUAGUACUGUAACUGCAGCGCCCGUCCUUGAGACAUUAAAAUCGACAAGUUCUACAACACAAAGUACAUCUGUGCCUUUUACAAGCAGAGGACAAAUCACACAGCAAAUGCCUAGUUCUGCUUUCCUUACACAGUUACCUGGUACAUCUGCAGUAGGAACAAGCAGCUCUGUGUACCCAGCAUCCCCUGAGAAAUUACUAACAUCAACAGCACAAAGUACUGAGGUGAAACUCAGUGCAGAGACAACAGCUAUUUCCUCCAGUACUGUACCACUGACAACAACACCGCCAACAACACCACUACCACUUGUAACCGAGAACAUCAUAGCACAGUCCCAGAUUCCAGCCGGGCAGGGACCUUCAUCAAAUUUAACUACCUUACCAGUGACACAGCUUCCAAGUUCUACACAACAGCUUACUAAAGUGCAGGAAAGUAUAUCUCCAACAACGUUGUCAGUUACUGAGCUCAUAAUACCUGUAACAUCUGUACCUGUAUCAGUUACCACAUCAAGCAUGUCAACAAAGACAUCAGUGACCCCUGGUGUUGUGACUCUGUCACCUAGUCCACCAGUAACAAGCACUCUGCAAACAAUGUCUACAUUAACCACAACUGUGCCAACUUCAUCUACAACUCCAGUAGAAACAACAAGAACCGCACUGUUACUUUCUACAGGCGAAGCAUCUUCGGUAUCAGGUCCGCUGACAGAGACAAUAAAGUUAUUACCAUCUACUGCAACACCAGAAACUACAAGUACACCUUCAGUCUCAUCACAUGGUACCAGUGAAACAAGUAGGGAAACUCCAAGGACAACUGGGGCUCUGUCUGGUUCUGUUCAAAUAUCUACUCCCUUAGCAAGUACCGAAUCGGCUAUGGUCACUACAGCACCUGUAACACCUAGUACAGAAACACAUAGUAGUGUAACUUCAGCAUCUGUCCUUGAGACAUUAAAAUCGACAAGUUAUACAACACAAGGUACCUCUGUGCCUUAUACAAGCAGAGGACAAAGCACACAACAAAUGGCUAGUUCUGCUUUCCUUACACAGUUACCUGGUACAUCUGCAGUAGGAACAAGCAGCUCUGUGUACCCAGCAUCCCCUGAGAAAGUACUAACAUCUACAGCACAAAGUAUUGAGGUGAAACUCAGUACAGAGACAACAGCUGUUUCCUCUGGUACUGUACCACUGACAACAACACCACUACCACUUGUAACCGAGAACAUCAUAGCACAGUCCCAGAUUCCAGCCGGGCAGGGACCUUCGUCAAAUUUAACUACCUUAUCUGUGACGCAGCUUCCAAGUUCUACAGAACAGCUUACUAAAAUGCAGGAAAGUAAAUUUCCAACAACUUUGGCAGUUAGUGAGACAAAGAAACCUGUAACAUCUGUGGCUGUAUCAAUUACCAGAUCAAGCACAUCAACAAAGACAUCAGUGACCCCUGGAGCUGUUACAUUGUCACCAAGUUUGACAACAGCAACAAGCACUCUGCAAACAAUGUCUACAUUAACCACAACUGCUGCAACUUCAUCUACAACUCCAGUAGAAACAACAAGUACCACACUGUUACUUCCUACAGGUGAAGCAUCUUCGGUAUCGGGUCCGCUGACAGAGACAAAAGUGUUAGUGCCAUCUACUGCUAUACCAGAAAGUACAAGUACAUAUUCAGUCUCAUCACAUGGUACCAGUGAAACAAGCAGGGAAUCUCCAAGGACAACUGUGGUUCUAUCUGGUUCUGUACAAACAAUUACUCAAACAAGUACCGAAUCAGCUAACGUCAGCAAAGCACUUGUGAGUCCUAUUACAAAAGAACAUAGCACUGUAACAGUGAUGUCGGCCGUUGAGACAUUAAAAUCGACAAGUUCUACAACACAAAGUACAUCUGUGCCUUACAUAAGCACAGGACAAAGCACACAACAAAUGCCUAGCUCUGCUUUCCUUACACAGUUACCUGGUACAUCUGCAGUAGGAACAAGCAGCUCUGUGUACCCAGCAUCCCCUGAGAAAGUACUAACAUCAACAGCACAAAGUACUGAGGUGAAACUCAGUACGGAGACAACAGCUGUUUCCUCCAGUACUGUAUCACUGACAACAACACCACCAACAACACCACUACCACUUGUAACCGAGAACAUCAUAGCACAGUCCCAGAUUCCAGCCGGGCAGGGACCUUCAUCAAAUUUAACUACCUUACCAGUGACACAGCUUCCAAGUUCUACACAACAGCUUACUAAAAUGCAAGAAAGUAAAUCUCCAACAACCUUGUCAGUUACUGAGCUCAUAAUACCUGUAACAUCUGUACCUGUAUCAGUUACCACAUCAAGCAUGUCAACAAAGACAUCAGUGACCCCUGGUGUUGUGACUCUGUCACCUAGUCCACCAGUAACAAGCACUCUGCAAGCAAUGUCUACAUUAACCACAACUGUGCCAACUUCAUCUACAACUCCAGUAGAAACAACAAGAACCGCAUUGUUACUUUCUACAGGUGAAGCAUCUUCGGUAUCAGGUCCGCUGACAGAGACAAUAAAGUUAGUACCAUCUACUGCAACACCAGAAACUACAAGUACACCUUCAGUCUCAUCACAUGGUACCAGUGAAACAAGUAGGGAAACUCCAAGGACAACUGGGGCUCUGUCUGGUUCUGUUCAAAUAUCUACUCCCUUAGCAAGUACCGAAUCUGCUAUGGUCACUACAGCACCUGUAACACCUAGUACAGAAACACAUAGUAGUGUAACUUCAGCAUCUGUCCUUGAGACAUUAAAAUCGACAAGUUCUACAACACAAAGUACCUCUGUGCCUUAUGCAAGCAGAGGACAAAGCACACAACAAAUGGCUAGUUCUGCUUUCCUUACACAGUUACCUGGUACAUCUACAGUAAGAACAAGCAGCUCUGUGUACCCAGCAUCCACUGAGAAAGUACUAACAUCAACAGCACAAAGUAUUGAGGUGAAACUCAGUACGGAGACAACAGCUGUUUCCUCCAGUUCUGUACCACUGACAACAACACCACCAACAACACCACUACCACUUGUAACCGAGAACAUCAUAGCACAGUCCCAGAUUCCAGCCGGGCAGGGACCUUCAUUAAAUUUAACUACCUUAUCAGUGACACAGCUUCCAAGUUCUACAUACCAUUUUACUGAAAUGCAAGAAAGUAAAUUUCCAACAACCCUGUCAGUUACAGAGCUCAUAAUACCUGUAACAUCUGUACCUGUGUCAGUUACCACAUCAAGCAUGCCACCACAAACAUCAGUGACCCCUGGUGUUGUGACUCUGUCACCUAGUCCACCAGUAUCAAGCACUCUCCAAACAAUGCCUGCAUUGACCAGAACUGCAGAAAUUUUAUCUACACACCCUGCAAAAACACCAAGCAGCAUGCUCUUACUUUCUACUGAUAAAGUGUCUUCUGUAUCGGGUCCACUGACAGGGAAAAUAGUGUUAGAGCCAUCUACUGUCACAUCAAAAACUACAAGUACACCUUCAGUCUCAUCAUAUGGCACAAAGGAAAUAACUAGUGAAUCUUCAAAGACAACUGUGGUUCUGUCUGGUUUUGUACAAACAACUUUUCUCUCAACUGAAUCAGCUAAGGCCAUAACAGUGCCUGUAACUGCUCAUGAAGUGACACAAAGUUUAGCAGCAACGUCAGUCUUUGAAACAUCAACCUCUACAAUGAAAGGAACAACUGUCCCAUAUGCACAGCAAACACAAAGCUUACAGGAAAUACAUAGUUCAGUUUUGACUUCAAAGACAUCUGCUAUACCAGCAAUAGAAGGAUCUGUGACCCCAACAUCUACACAGAAAGCACAAACAUCUGUGCCACAAAGUACCAACAUUCAUCUGGAAACAGAGACCGCAGCACAAUCUUCCUCUACCAUAAUACCAUCACCGACAAAAACAAUCCUACCAUUUAUAACUGAGCACAUUAUAGCACAGUCUGAAAUUCCAGCUGGCCAGGGGCCUCCUUCUUGGAAUUUUACUACCUUAUCAACAAUAGUACCAGUUUCUAUACAGAAAUCUAUUACCACACAACAAACUACACCUCGGGCAUCUCCUUCUGUAGCUGAUACCACAAAAUCUGUACUUCCCACAGUGCUGCCAGUUAUAACAGAACAUAUUGAGGCCCAGUCUCAGGUUCCUGUUGAUCAGAAGCCAUCUUGGAAUUUAACUACUUUAUCGACAGCAGAGAAAAUGAUUUCCUCACAAACAUCACCCUCAGCAACAUUUACUUCUAAAAUUCAGCAACUUAAUACAAUAGGAAGUACAUUGCCAACUGAAAUUAUUUCUGCACCAACAACCACAACAAGUCAGCCAAGCAUCAAGUAUUCAACAGCAAUAUCUUCCACACAACAGAAAUUCUCCACUCUGCCAUCUUUCACAUCACCAGAAACAAUCUACACAGUAGCAGGCCAUACUUCAAAAUGGCAGCCUUCUUUAACAACAAAAGCAGAAAGCUUUUCUACGACUAUUUUACUAAAUACUACAUUACUGGAAAUAACAGAAGAAAACAUUGCUGAGAAAACAGUUGCUCCUGUUGAUCAACACCCUGUGAAGAAUGUUACACUCUUCCCAAGUACUACAGCUGUACCUAAAACUUUGCAGCCUUUAGCAGAACAUCAGGAGUUUACCCUCAAUUUCACAAUAGAUAAUUUACUCCCCACUUCUGAGUUGAACAACCCGAUGUCAAGUUUGUAUAAUUCAACUGUGGCAAACAUUUCUCAGUUGUUGGAUGGGCUAUUUGCAAGAAGCAGCAUUAAUUUAACAUACAGUGGCUGCCAGGUUCAAAGAUUCAGAAGAGGAAAUGGCAUUACUGGGACAACAGUGAAUCUGAUCUGCAAGAUCAGGAAUGAUUCUACAAGCCCACCAUUUGACAGAGUGAAGGUAUAUCAUGAAGUGGGUCAGCUGACCCUAAACAUCACCAAGCUUGGACCAUACAUCCUUCAGCCUUACAGCCUCUUUGUAAACGGUUAUAAUGAAAAACCCACAGUGACACCUUCUCCAACAUCUUUGCAGCCUCAAGUAGCAUAUCAGGAGUUUACUGUCAACUUCACAAUAAAUAAUCUGUUCCCCUCUCCUGAGCUUAACAACACUUUGUCAAGUUUAUAUAAUUCAACAGUGGCAAACAUUUCGCACUUGUUGGAUGAAUUGUUUGCAAGAAGCAGCAUUAAUUCAACGUACAGUGGCUGUCAAAUUCAGGGAUUCAGAAGUGGGACUGACAUUAAGGGAACGACCGUGGAUAUAGUCUGCAAGAUCAGAAAUGAUUCUACAAGCCCACCAUUUGACAGAGUAAAUGCAUAUCAUGAAGUAAGCCAAGCAACGAAGAACAUCACAUUACUGGGCCCAUAUAUCCUUCAGCCUGACAGUCUCUAUGUAAAUGGUUAUAAUGAAAAACCCACAGUGACACCCUCUCCAACAUCUUUGCAGCCCCUCAUGGUGACUCAACAAUUUACUGUCAACAUGACAUUAAAUAAUCUACUAUUUGCUCCUGAACUUAAUGACACAUCAUCACGUUUAUAUAAUUCUACUGCCACAAAUAUCACUCAUCUGCUGGAUCAAAUGUUUGCAAGCAGUAGCAUUAAUGUGUCAUACAUAAGUUGUCAAAUUCAAGGAUUCAGAAGUGGGGAUGGUACAGUUGGGACAACUUUCGAUGCAGUCUGUUGGAUCAGGAAUGAUUCUACAAGCCCGCCGUUUGACAGAGUAAACGUGUAUCAUGAAGUGAGUCAGCUAACCAACAAUACUACAACUCUGGGCCCAUAUGCAAUUCAACCAGACAGCCUCUUUGUAAAUGGAUAUAAUGAGAAAGCCAUGGUGACACCUAUUCCAACAACUUUGCAGCCUCAAGUAGCAUUUCAGGAGUUUACUGUCAACUUCACAAUAAAUAAUCUGUUCCCCUCUCCUGAGCUUAACAACACUUUGUCAAGUUUAUAUAAUUCAACAGUGGCAAACAUUUCGCACUUGUUGGAUGAAUUGUUUGCAAGAAGCAGCAUUAAUUCAACGUACAGUGGCUGUCAAAUUCAGGGAUUCAGAAGUGGGACUGACAUUAAGGGAACGACCGUGGAUAUAGUCUGCAAGAUCAGAAAUGAUUCUACAAGCCCACCAUUUGACAGAGUAAAUGCAUAUCAUGAAGUAAGCCAAGCAACGAAGAACAUCACAUUACUGGGCCCAUAUAUCCUUCAGCCUGACAGUCUCUAUGUAAAUGGUUAUAAUGAAAAACCCAUGGUGACACCCUCUCCAACAACUUUGCAGCCCCUCGUGGUGACUCAACAAUUUACUGUCAACAUGACAUUAAAUAAUCUACUAUUUGCUCCUGAACUUAAUGACACAUCAUCACAUUUAUAUAAUUCUACUGCCACAAAUAUCACUCAUCUGCUGGAUCAAAUGUUUGCAAGCAGUAGCAUUAAUGCGUCAUACAUAAGUUGUCAAAUUCAAGGAUUCAGAAGUGGGGAUGGUACAGUUGGGACAACUUUUGAUGCAGUCUGUUGGAUCAGGAAUGAUUCUACAAGCCCGCCGUUUGACAGAGUAAACAUGUAUCAUGAAGUGAGUCAGCUAACCAACAAUACUACAACUCUGGGCCCAUAUGCAAUUCAACCAGACAGCCUCUUUGUAAAUGGAUAUAAUGAGAAAGCCAUGGUGACACCUACUCCAACAACAGUGAUGCCUACACCAAAUUACUCUCAGUUUACAAUAAAUUUCACUGCAACUAACUUACCGUUCGUAAGCCAACUGAAUGAUCCGACAUCUAAUAAUUACAAGUCCGCAGUGACAAACAUACAGUAUCUGUUGGACAAAACUUUAAAGAACACCUCCAUCAAUAACAUAUACGAUGGAUGUCAAGUAGUCAACUUUAGUAGUGAAAAUGGUGGUGUUUGGACAAAAGUGGAUGCAGUCUGCAAACUUAAGAAGGAUCCAUUAAGCCAUCCUUUUGACCGAGUUAAAGUUUAUCAUGAAUUCAGUGACACUACAAAGAACACUACAACACUUGGCAUAUAUACUCUUCAAAAUGACAGUCUUUAUGUUGACGGUUAUAAUGAGAGAAACCAAAUGAUACCACCAACAACAACAGUGAUGCCUGCACCGAAUUACUCUCAGUUUACAAUAAAUUUCACUGCAACUAACUUACCAUUCGUAAGCCAACUGGAUGAUCAGACAUCUAGUAAUUACAAGUCUGCAGUGGUAAACAUACAGUAUCUGUUGGACAAAACUUUAAGGAACACCUCCAUCAGUAACAUAUACGAUGGAUGUCAAGUAGUCGACUUUAGUAGUGAAAAUGGUGGUUCUGGGACAAAAGUGGAUGCAGUCUGCAAACUUAAGAAUGAUUCGUCAAGCCCUCCAUUUGACCGAGUUAAAGUUUAUCAUGAAUUCAGUGCCACUACAAAGAACACUACAACACUUGGCAUAUAUACUCUUCAAAAUGACAGUCUUUAUGUUGACGGUUAUAAUGAGAGAAACCAAAUGAUACCACCAGCAACAACUGUGAUGCCUGCACCGAAUUACUCUCAGUUUACAAUAAAUUUCACUGCAACUAACUUACCGUUCGUAAGCCAACUGGAUGAUCAGACAUCUAUUAAUUACAAGUCCGCAGUGGUAAACAUACAGUAUCUGUUGGACAAAACUUUAAAGAACACCUCCAUCAAUAACAUAUACGAUGGAUGUCAAGUAGUCGACUUUAGCAGUGAAAAUGGUGGUUCUGGGACAAAGGUGGAUGCAGUCUGCAAACUUAAGAAGGAUCCAUCAAGCCCUCCUUUUGACCGAGUUAAAGUUUAUCAUGAAUUCGGUGCCAAUACAAAGAACACUACAACACUUGGCAUAUAUACUCUUCAAAAUGACAGUCUUUAUGUUGACGGUUAUAAUGAGAGAAACCAAAUGAUACCACCAGCAACAACUGUGAUGCCUGCACCGAAUUACUCUCAGUUUACAAUAAAUUUCACUGCAACUAACUUACCGUUCGUAAGCCAACUGGAUGAUCAGACAUCUAUUAAUUACAAGUCCGCAGUUUCAAACAUACAGUAUCUGUUGGACAAAACUUUAAAGAACACCUCCAUCAAUAACAUAUACGAUGGAUGUCAAGUAGUCGACUUUAGCAGUGAAAAUGGUGGUUCUGGGACAAAGGUGGAUGCAGUCUGCAAACUUAAGAAGGAUCCAUCAAGCCCUCCUUUUGACCGAGUUAAAGUUUAUCAUGAAUUCGGUGCCAAUACAAAGAACACUACAACACUUGGCAUAUAUACUCUUCAAAAUGACAGUCUUUAUGUUGACGCUUAUAAUGAAAGAAACCAAAUGAUACCACCAGCAACAACUGUGAUGCCUGCACCGAAUUACUCUCAGUUUACAAUAAAUUUCACUGCAACUAACUUACCGUUCGUAAGCCAACUGGAUGAUCAGACAUCUAUUAAUUACAAGUCCGCAGUUUCAAACAUACAGUAUCUGUUGGACAAAACUUUAAAGAACACCUCCAUCAAUAACAUAUACGAUGGAUGUCAAGUAGUCGACUUUAGCAGUGAAAAUGGUGGUUCUGGGACAAAGGUGGAUGCAGUCUGCAAACUUAAGAAGGAUCCAUCAAGCCCUCCUUUUGACCGAGUUAAAGUUUAUCAUGAAUUCGGUGCCAAUACAAAGAACACUACAACACUUGGCAUAUAUACUCUUCAAAAUGACAGUCUUUAUGUUGACGCUUAUAAUGAAAGAAACCAAAUGAUACCACCAGCAACAACUGUGAUGCCUGCACCGAAUUACUCUCAGUUUACAAUAAAUUUCACUGCAACUAACUUACCGUUCGUAAGCCAACUGGAUGAUCAGACAUCUAUUAAUUACAAGUCCGCAGUGGCAAACAUACAGUAUCUGUUGGACAAAACUUUAAAGAACACCUCCAUCAAUAACAUAUACGAUGGAUGUCAAGUAGUCGACUUUAGCAGUGAAAAUGGUGGUGUUUGGACAAAAGUGGAUGCAGUCUGCAAACUUAAGAAGGAUCCAUCAAGCCCUCCUUUUGACCGAGUUAAAGUUUAUCAUGAAUUCGGUGCCAAUACAAAGAACACUACAACACUUGGCAUAUAUACACUUCAAAAUGACAGUCUUUAUGUUGACGGUUAUAAUGAAAGAAACCAAAUGUUACCACCACCAGCAACAACAGUGAUGCCAGCAACAAAUUACAAUCAGUUUACAAUGAAUUUCACUUCAACUAACUUACCAUUCGUAAGUCAAUUGAAAGAUCCAUCAUCUAGUAAUUACAAGUCCGCAGUGACAAACAUACAGUAUCUGUUGGACAAAACUUUAAAGAACACCUCCAUCAAUAAAAUAUACGAUGGAUGUCAAGUAGUCGACUUUAGUAGUGAAAAUGGUGGUGUUUGGACAAAAGUGGAUGCAGUCUGCAAACUCAAGACUGAUUCAUCAAGCCCACCAUUUGACCGAGUUAAAGUUUAUCGUGAAUUCGGUGCCAAUACAAAGAACAGUACAACACUUGGCAUAUAUACUCUUCAAAAUGACAGUCUUUAUGUUGACGGUUACAAUGAAAGAAAGCAAAUGUUACCACAGCCAACAACAACUAUGGCACCAGGAAUUAAUUAUAAACAGUUUACGUUAAAUGUCACUAUAACUAAUUUGAUGUAUGGACCUCAGCUAGCUGAGUCAACAACCAACAAUUAUAAAUCUGCAGCAGCCAAUGUCAAUAACCUGAUCGACAACAUCUGUAAGAACAGCAGUAUAAGUGAUACAUACAUUGGAUGCAAAGUAGAUGGUUUCAGAAGUGCAGCGGGUAACUCUGCAACAACAGUGGAUAUGAUCUGCAAAGUGAGGGAUGAUUCAUCAAAAUUGCCAUUUGAUCGAGUCAAACUAUAUCGUGAUGUUAGUCAAAAGACAAACAGCGUCACUACAAUGGGUGUAUACAGUCUACAGCCUGACAGCCUAUACGUAGAUGGUUACAAUGAAAAGGCUCCAGCAACUCCCACUCCAACUACAAUGCCAGUACCAGUGUAUCAGGAGUUUACAGUGAACAUAACGCUGACUAAUCUGGCAUUUACACCUCAGCUAACGAAUGUGCUCUCUAACACUUACAACUCUGCAGCACUAAAUAUAAAUAAUUUGCUGGACACAACAUUUAAGGGCACCAGCAUUAGUACUUCCUAUGGAGGAUGCCAAAUAGACAGAUUCAGACAAGCAACUGAUAGGUCCGGAACAUAUGUGGAUGCUGUCUGUAAAAUCAAGAAUGAUUCAUUAAGCUCCCCAUUUGACCGAGUUAAAGUGUUCCGUGAAGUUAGUCUCAACACAGAUGGUAUUACAAAGCUGGGUGUAUACAACCUUAAGUCAAACAGCUUGUAUGUAAACGGUUAUAAUGAAAAGACCCUAAUUUCACCUACUACAACCAUGGCACCUGUCAACAAUGGUCACUUUACAUUAAACAUUACCAUCAUCAAUUUACCUUAUGUGGCUCAGUUAAAGGACUCUGCAUCCACUAUUUAUAUAUCAGCAGUCAAAAACAUCAACUACACGUUCAACAGCAUUUUCAAGAACAGUUCUAUUAGCACUAUUUAUGAUGGGUGCCAAAUAGAUGGAUUUGUAGAUGCACCUGGAAGCUCAGGUACCACAGUAAAUGCAGACUGCAAACUCAAGAAUGAAUCCUCAAGUUCCCAGUUUGAUAGAGUGAAAGUAUACCAUGAUUUAAGUGUCAUAUCGAAAAACAUCACAGCAUUUGGCAUAUAUACGUUUCAAAAUGACAGCCUUUAUGUAAAUGGGUAUAAUGAAAAAAGCCCAGCAUCGCAAAUACCAGAACUACCUAUCGUUGCCGUCACAAAUGUACCAGUACAGAGCGGAGUACUUAAAGACAUCAGAAUAAAUUUCACUCUGACAAACCUCUACUAUUCACCAGACUAUGAAAACCCUUCAUCUGCAAAAUACAAAGCAGAUGAAGCAAACUUAGUUUCACUGAUGAAUAAACUUUUCAGAACCAGUACUGUACAAAACAACUUCAGAGGAUGCAAACUACAGUCAUUCAAACUAACAGUGAUUGAUAAAUUCACAAAUGGCACCUCAGUAAAUUUCACCUGCACAUUCCUAACUGAUGUGGUCGCCAAGGCUUUCAGUGAGGCAGAAGUGUACAGCGAGCUGCAAGCCAAGACAAAUGGCCUUACUCAGCUGGGAUCAUAUGACCUAUUGAGCACUAGCUUGUUUGUAAAUGACUACCAGUUAUUGCCAUCUUCUGAUGUUUUCACAACUACGAUGACAACAACAGUCGUUGUCCCAUCAGCAACAGUCAUCGGCUAUGCUCUUGACUUCACAAUCAUAAACAAAAACCUUUCAUCUCUAGACCCCGACUCUGAAGAAUAUAAAGCGAUUGUAGCAAAUGUUACAGCAAAGCUUCAAGAUUUAUUCACCUCCAGCGAUUUGAAAGACAAAUUUCUUUACUGCAGUGUAACACAUCUAAGGAUCGGAUCAGUGGUUGUCAGUUGUAAUUGUUACUUUAAGAAGGAUGCCGCAGGCAGUAACAAUUUGGUCCAAAAUGCAUUCGCUCAAGGUACUAAUAGUACACAGUUACUGGGAGGAUAUUAUCAGCUGAAACCCAAUUCUGUAGCAGUGCAAGAAAUUCAACCAGUCAAGCAGACAGAAGAAUUACCAUUCUGGGCGAUUAUCCUUAUAGCACUGGCGGUUCUCCUGGUACUCGUUCUACUUUUCCUUUGCUGCUUUUUGAUUCUAUUACUCCUGAAGAAAAGAAUGGGUUCAUACAAAAUGGAACAGAGUUUAUACGGCACUUACUUUCCUCACUUAGAUUUGAGAAGACAUUUCUAAGCAAAUGAAUUAUAGUGUGCAUCAAUGUUGCCUUGACAAACCAUGAGUUGUUAAAACAAAUUCCUCUUGAGAGUGAAUUAAAGUAUCACAAGUCCAAAAUUCAAAGACUGCCUUUUAUAGUUCACGAUUUACAGAUGAUAUAUUUAUAUGUGCAUUUUUUAUUAAAUUAAUUGGUAAUGUUACGUAUUUACAGUGCUUUAACAAAACUGCUUUCAAACAUUGAAAAGACAUUUUUAUUUUAUUUUAAAGAAAUUGAACAUUAAAUAGUAUUAAAUAUACAAUGCAAUGCAUUUCCAGUUUAAUUGCAAAAUAAUAUUGUCAAUAAAAAAUGUCUGUAAUAAAACUUUUUUGUGUAGUGUUGAUUUUGUUUUUAAUAUGCCAUUAAGUCUGGAUGAAGGAAGGAUUUAUUAUUAAAAUAGCAUAUGCAUUAUUGUAUAUUUACCAUUUCAUUAACAAAUUACAGACAUUUUUUUUCAAAGCAAAUUUUAAAUUCAUCAUUGCACACAUUUCUAAAACAGCACAGUGUACACCACUGUAAAUAGCUUAUUGAAUAACACAUUUUGAAAUACACGUUAAUGUUAUAAAUGCAAUAUUUUUAUAAUUCCAUUUGAGGAUGUAAAAUGUUACAGUGCUGUGUUCUGUUGUAAGUGAUAUAAAGCAAAUAAAUUAUUUAUUAAGCAACAUAA